Molecule: messenger RNA, 624 nt
Organism: Morchella sextelata
Lineage: Eukaryota; Fungi; Ascomycota; Pezizomycetes; Pezizales; Morchellaceae
Exons: 4
Coding region: 1-624 (207 amino acids)
Source: RefSeq, a predicted model, not a curated record
AUGAGUCGAAGAUACAUGACCGUCAUGAUUACUCCAAGUCCCUUCUACAACUACUCUUCCACUAUAAUCAAUCCUCCUCCCCCUCCAGAUGACACAUCCGAUCCUGCUACAGUGAUAGAGGAUUUGGGGAAGACUAUUAUCUUACCUCCUUCCGCUUGUGUCAAUAUCUUGGAUGAGCACACAGAGAUUCCUCCUCUCGACAUAGACGUCGAUAGAACACUUGAUUACACACCGAAAUUGUCCAAACUUAUUACACUCAAGCUUCCAAAGAAUCGAGAGGCCCUGAAGAAUUUAAAUCAAACUCAGAAGGGCCUUCGAGAUAUUCCGUCUGACAUAGUGGAAGUACCAUCAUGUUUUAGAAAAGCUUCCACAUCUGGUGACGUUGUGCUUACAUCCAAGGACUCCUAUAUUGCGUGGUUUCUCGAGGACCCUGAUCCUAAUCCGCCUGCACGUCAGCAAAGACCAUUACCAUCACAAUUGACGGCAUUCGAGUUUUCCGGUAUUUACACUAUUGGCGAAUGUAUGAAGGGUUGCUCCGGACCACCGCCUGGGACUGGAUGUCCAAUUUGCGAACCGGUUGAUUUCAAGAACAUCGCGCAAGUGCACGGUAUAACUAUUAAAUAA